UGUAUUUGCGAUCUCAGUGUACGUGAUGUAUGUGAAUAAACUCUUAUAAAUCCAAAAUUUAUAACUCUUUAAUGAGUUAUAAAUCCGAAGUUUACUGCUCUUUAAUGAUUUGAAUAGUUUUUUAUUACCAUUUUGAUCUCCUAUUAUGAAUUAUUGUACUAGCAAUUUUGUCUACUUGUUUUAAAUUUUUAGAAGUUGCGUUCGUUCAACGUAAUCAGAAGCAUAUCUCUUACAGAGAUGAUUUUCCAGUUUCAUAUCCUUUUUUGAAAAGUGAUUAGUUAACCUGUACAGCAAAUAAUAAUCUUGAACAUGGCCGGGGAUAGCAUGGAUAUUGGAGAGGGAUAUUCGUCCAUGAUGGGUCUCAUGUACGUUUUCAACUUGAUUGUGGGAACUGGUGCUCUCGCGAUGCCUUCACCCAUUGCUGAGGCUGGUUGGCUUCUCAGUCUUAUCAUACUCAUCGUCCUCGCUUUUAUGAGUUUUGUCACAGUGACAUUUAUGACAGAAUCAAUGGCUGCUGCUAAUGCUGUUCUUCAUUUUCGUACUGUUAAGCAUUUAAAGAAAAUUAUAAAAAAUGAAGAUGUCAUAAUUGAUGAUUGUGGAGGCCAACAGUUAGUUGAACAAUUUGAUAAUGAUGAAGUAAUUUGCAAUUCAGCAGCAAAUGAAAAAGUUCCACUGUUGUUAAAUUCUGUUGAUACUAUCGCAGAAAACUCUACUGAGUAUUUUAAUAUCACUGAAAGAAUAGAAAUGGGAAAGAUGGCCAUGCUGUUUUUUAAUAAAAUUGGUGUUAACAUUUUCUAUGUUUGUAUCGCUAUUUAUUUAUAUGGAGAUCUUGCAAUCUAUGCAGCAGCUGUUUCAAAGUCUUUGAAGGAUGUAACUUGUUUUUAUACACCAAGUGGAGCUUGCAAUGUUACAAAGAACAAUUCUGUUUCUUGUUGGAAUCCUGAUAUUCCAGUCACCAGAGGAGAUGCUUACAGAAUUUAUUUGCUUUCAUUUUUGCUUUUACUUGGACCUUUUACAUUUUUUAAUGUUCAAAAGACCAAAUAUUUGCAAGUCUUUACUUCAUUAAUGCGAUGGUUAGCAUUUUCUACCAUGAUAAUCCUGGCAGCUACAGCUAUAAUUAAGGGAAAAGGUAAGGGACACCCACCUAUUGCCAGCCUCAGUGGCGUGCCUAACUUAUUUGGAGUCUGCGUGUAUUCUUUCAUGUGCCACCAUUCUCUCCCUUCACUCAUCACUCCAAUUCGUGAUAAAAGCCGCAUUUUUCGGCUUUUCGUGAUUGACUACUCUCUCAUUCUCGUCUUCUAUUGCCUUCUUUCAUUUACAGGCAUUUUUGCUUUCGACCAAAUCAGAGAUGUGUAUACCUUGAAUUUUGAACCCCAAAACUGUAACACCUCUUCCACGGAGGAAAGCAUAGUGCCAGAAAGCGCAGACUUUCUUCGAUAUUUCCUCGCUCUCUUUCCUGUGUUCACAUUGAGCACAAACUUCCCAAUAAUUGCAAUAACUCUGCGAAACAACCUAAAAUCUAUUUUUUUAAAUGAUAACAGGAAUUAUUCAUUUUUUGUUCAGAAACUUCUGUUCCCCCUUCUGGCUGUGGUGCCGCCUAUGGCCAUUGCUUUCAUCACGGAAGACCUGACUAUUCUUGUAGGAAUCACUGGAUCUUAUGCGGGGGCUGCAAUUCAGUAUAUAAUUCCUGCACUUUUAGUUCUUUACUCCAGAAAAUCUAUCUUAGCAUCAUUAGGAGUGGGCGUGACAAACAGACAUGCAUCUCCAUUUCGGCAUGUGGCUUGGAUUUAUUUUGUGUUGUUCUGGGCAGCAAUGUGCAUUGUUUUUGUAACUGUUAAUCAUAUCAUCACACAAAAAUAAAUACUGACAUCCAUUGUAAGAAACGUACAAUUAUUAGGAGUUUGAAAACCUUUAACCGAGCUAGUCAUAUAAUGAAAUAUAUCUUUUAUUAUUUCAAUGAAAUGUAGUAAUAUGAUAGCUCUAUAAUUUUUAUGGAAAUAUGUACAGUCGAACCCCGCUAUAUUGAAUCAGGGAUAUAUAAUGAACACUUGAUUGUGAUGAACAUUUUUAGUGAUCUCUUAUGAACUCUCAUUUGACUGACAUUAUUUUUAAACAUUUAUAGUGGGCAACUGAAAGAUUAAUGGUAAUUCACUUAUAGUUGUCUCUAAUUUCAUUUUCUCAAUUUUUUUCAUCUUAAGUUUGCAGGAAUUGUGAUUGUGUUGUGUCAAAUUUUACUCUUUCAUGUCCUUUGCUUUUAAACUAGCACAAACAAGCUGUUAAGCAGAAAAUUUGAUAUCUUUUAUCCCAGAAGUGAAAUUGGCAUUAAAUAUUCUGAAUUGUUUUUUUCUUUGCAGAAAUUGUUGACUAGGAAAUUCUUCACUCAUUGUUGAUAGGAAAAUUGGUGAACUCUACUUAAAAUCAAAUUGUAGUUAAUCAAAAAAUCAAUUAGUUAGGUUAAAAAAUUAAUUAGUUUCAUUUUUAUUUAAUUUAUUAUCUAUUAAAUAAGGUGAUAAUUUAUAAACAAAUUAUCUUCGACUGUAAUUGUUAUUUCCAACAAUACUAUUGUCAUAUGCUAAAAAAAUAAUUUUUCAAAGAAUUCAAAUAUCAUGAGGCAUUAUUUAUUUAUCGAUCCACAGACAGUUCACUAUAAUGGGGUUUAACUGUAUAUAUAAAUAAUUUAUGCAGUUUUUGUCUCUAAAUCAAUUACGCAAAAAUAUAUUUUGACUUCCAUUGUAAAAAAUAGAAUUUCUAAUCUCAUUUAAUAAAUUUGCAAAUCUUUAUA
This is a messenger RNA of Parasteatoda tepidariorum (common house spider), 2782 nucleotides long. Its product is annotated as putative sodium-coupled neutral amino acid transporter 12. The record is from RefSeq and is a predicted model, not a curated record. Lineage: Eukaryota; Metazoa; Arthropoda; Arachnida; Araneae; Theridiidae.